AUGCGUACCACCCGCGCAGUGGCUCCCGGCGAGCUGCUGCUUCUGUUGCCGCCCCUGGCGGCCUUGGUCGGCCCGCCGGACAACCCCCCGACGCCGCAGCAGCUUGUGGACAGCGUUGUGGCCGCGGGCCCCGAGGGCGCGGCCGCCAGCCCCUGGCUCGGCCUCCUGUACGACGGCACACGCUCCACCUCACAGCAGCCCGUAGACCUGUCGCAGGCCGACGGCGGCGCCGCCGCCGCUGCAACCGCCGGCCGCAGCGGCGGCGGCGGCGGCGGUGCUGGGGCCAAGCCGCCGCAGGGCGCCAAGCGUGAGCGGCAGCAGCUGAGGCGCCGCGUGACCAAGGCGGUCGCGUUCAACGCGUUUGCCGACAAGCACCAGGACCUGGCGCUGGCCGCGCUGUCGCGGGCCGCAGGGCUGCAGGAGGAGCGGCCGGCGGCGCUGGUGGGGCUGUGGCCCGAGUUUGCGAUGCUCAACCACAGCUGCGCCCCCAACGCCAUCAACUGCCCGGCGCACCUGGCCGGCGGGAGGCCGUUGAUGGCGGUGCGCGCGGCGCGGGGCAUCGCAGAAGGAGAGGAAGUGACAAUCUCGUACUUUGGAGCUGAACAACUGACACCUCUGAAGGCGCGGCAGAAGGCGCUGAAGACAGCCUUUGGCUUUGACUGCAGCUGCGAACGCUGCAUAGGGGAGGCCGCGACGUGGGAGGCGGUUGGGCCGACAGUGGAGGCCGUGGCAGAGGCGACGGCCGAGAUGCGGCCCGUGUUGGAGGCGGCAGCGGCAAAGGGUGAUGCGGAGGGGGUGCGUGAGGUGGGGCUGGAGGUGGGAGCGGUGCUGCUGCAGCUCUAUGGCAUUUUCCGGCAGAACCUGGUGCGGCCGCGGGUGCGCCUGUGGCACCAGGCCAGUUUGUACUCGACACUGGAAUUGGCAGCAGACGCAGACGCCGUACUGGCGGCCUUGGCGGAGGCAGGAGGUAGUGGCAAAAACGCAGCGGAUGGCGGCGCAGCCACAGCGACGGUGGCGGCGGUGGCAGAUGCCGAGGAGGCGGAGGCGGCGAGCGUGGCCGUGUGCCUGGCUGCGGUAGAGGGGGUGUCCCCGGGCUCGGACCUGCACAACCAACUCGCAGCACGCGCGCUACGCCUCGCGCGGCGACGUUGCCAGCGGUUGUUGGCCGGCGCCGCCGUCGACGGUGGCAGCUCAGGGGCCGCCGAGGCUGAGAUGGGCGCCGCGCGGCGGUGCGAGGCCGCUCAUGUGCUGCGGUAUGGGGAGGCGCUGGUUUCCGAAGUCGGCGCUGAACUGUUUGAUCUUUCAGAGGAGCUAGCGCUGCAGGGGCUGCCGCGGGCCGGGACUGCCGAGGGCGGCGGGGGCGGCGCCGGCGGGGACGGCAGCUGA
Monoraphidium neglectum is the source of this 1386-nucleotide messenger RNA. RefSeq lists its product as hypothetical. Gene Ontology annotation, molecular function: protein binding. Bases 1 to 1386 code for a protein of 461 amino acids. Lineage: Eukaryota; Viridiplantae; Chlorophyta; Chlorophyceae; Sphaeropleales; Selenastraceae. The transcript is spliced from 4 exons. The record is from RefSeq and is a predicted model, not a curated record.